AUGUCACUAUCUUGGAAGCCCCCUCAAUCUCAUGAAUCAGAAAACGACAAAAAUAAUGUGAGCAGAAAAUCAGUUAUCUUAAGUUUAUUGAGUCCAAACAAAGGAAGAUUAUUUGGAAGCAAUACGUCCAUCGCUGAUAUGCCCUGUAGCGUACACUUGCUGGAUGAUCGUUGCAUGUCCGUUUCAGUAUCAAAUAAAGCAUUUGGAAGAUGUUUACUCGAAGUUGUUUGUGAACGUCUUGAUGUUCUACCAUAUAUAUCCUAUUUUGGACUUCGUUAUUCUGACAAUAAUGGUAUGAAUCAAUGGAUCAAUUUAAAUGACAAAAUCAGUAAACAGCUUAAAGAAGUUAAAAAUUCCACGUUUGGUUUUCGAUUUAUUUAUUAUCCAAACAAUCCAUUGGCGUGUUUCCCUAAUGAAACAAUUCGUUAUUUACUUUUCCUUCAGUUGAGAAGGGAUUUUUAUGUUGGUCGUUUAAGAGCACAAGCAAUGAAGAUUUAUGAAUUAGCAGCAUACGCUAUACAAGCUGAACAUGGUCUCAAGGAGAUUCCUCAAGGUUUUGACGUGGAUACUAUUCCUGGUGGUAUGCGUGUUCUUCCUCAACUAACAAAACCUAUUGUACGGCGAAUCAAAAAUCAACUUGAACAAAUCAUUGGCAUGUCUAAAUCUGAAGCUCUGGAGAAAUUCAUCGAUGAAGCGUCAAAAAUCGAAACCUAUGGCAUGGAACCUUUUCAGGUGCAAGAUCAACGCCAAAAUGGUUUAUGUAUUGGAUUUAAUUAUAAAGGUAUUUCUAUAUUUAAAGAUGGUUGCAGUAUCAAUGUGUUUGAAUGGGCAUUUAUUAAAAACAUUUAUCCAGAGAAAAAGAAUUUGGUUUUAGUCGUUAGUGGAAAAGCGUCAGAGGAUGACAGAGAUCUUGUUCUUGGGUUCAAAUGUAAAUCGCCUUCAGAAGCCAAAACUUUAUGCUUACGAGCACUCAACUGUAAAACAUUCAAAGAAGUACAAUUACAGGAGAUGUCUCUUAUUCCUCGACCUUUUAGAACAUCUAACAUUUUAGCUUAUCGACCAUCAGAAAUUAUUAAUCAAGAUUCUUUAAGUGAUUCUUCUGAUAGUUCACAGUAUGCUUCACUAAAAUGUAAAUAUACUCCAACUGUAAAUAUUCAAACAGAUGUAACAACAACAGCAACAACAACAACAACAACAAUUGCAACAAAAAAAUCACAUAAAAAUUCAACUAGUUCAGAAGCAAGUGAAAAUACAGCAUGGCCGAUCGAUUUUACAGCAUUCGUUGGAAAAGAAUGUAUUGCUAAUAAUGAUGUUAAUCAAGACAAUACUAAUCAAAAUAAUGAUGAUCAAACACAUAGAAUAAAUAUAUCAUAUUUAGAUCCCCCAUCAAAACCGGUGAAUAGAGUAAGUCCACGAACUAGUUUUGGCGGAAGUAUGGACUUACCUAUACCAAGUGAAAAAAGACCACAAGUUUCUGAGUUAUCAUGGAAAUCUAAACCGGUUCAUCGAUUAGUUAAUUCAUCUUCUAUCAAUGUGAACAAUGAAGAUGAUAAAUAA
Schistosoma margrebowiei is the source of this 1557-nucleotide messenger RNA. The record is from the annotation of a GenBank genome assembly. NCBI's taxonomy places the organism in Eukaryota, Metazoa, Platyhelminthes, Trematoda, Strigeidida, Schistosomatidae.